Phycodurus eques (leafy seadragon) is the source of this 2104-nucleotide messenger RNA. RefSeq lists its product as uncharacterized. The record is from RefSeq and is a predicted model, not a curated record. Bases 216 to 1535 code for a protein of 439 amino acids. The transcript has 3 exons. Lineage: Eukaryota; Metazoa; Chordata; Actinopteri; Syngnathiformes; Syngnathidae.
UACACUCACGCACACAGCGAGGUGACGCGUGUCCAUCACACACGCGUGUAAUGUGGUGGAAUAAUCUCUGCUAAACGCAUCUGGAUUCGUCUGAAAUCCACCAUCUCGAAACUUUUUCCGAAUUGAACGCCUGCGCAGCCACCUCCCUCUCUAGGUUUGUGUGAUUCUUUGUGUGUGCACGCUUAUGCGUGCACGCAUAUGUGUGUGUGUCCGCCAUGGAGGCCACCGGUCUACAACGAGGCAGCUGCGACGCUGCAACCGUGCACGUCAAAAGGGAGGAGGGAGAUGAAAAGCAAUUUGCGCUGGUUUUUGGCAGCCAAGGCUCGCCUGCGCCCUGCAGCGACCCUGCAUGUGGAGGAGGAGGAAGAGGAGCGCCGGAUCACACUGCAGAGGAGAUGGGGGUGCUAUCGGCGCGCCACGCAGCUAUCACCGCAACUACUGAUGCACAACUGUCCUCGGUGAUGCCAUCUGCUCCUCCUCUCGGUUCCGAUUUCUCCUCCAAGGCUGUUUUGUGUCUGAUUGAUGCGGUCGGCCGCCGCUGGGGCCUGUAUGAAACCCGGGAGCGUUCACAGCUCUUCCAGAGCGUCCAGGAGGAGUUGGCCGCCAAGGGGCACUUCCUUCCUGUUGAAAGGAUUCGCCGCAAGUGGAACAACCUGAUUGUCACGUACAAAAGGGUCAAAGAUCGCAGUCGAGAGACGGGACACGCCAAAACAUCCUGGGAGUUCUUUGAUCUGAUGGAUGCCACACUCUGUGACACUGUGGGUUCUUACAACAGCAGCAGCAAACGCGGCAAAGGCAGUGGAGCUAUCAUCACACAAGCCUCGGCAAAAGUCGCACCAAGAUUACACGUUCCGCCGCCCACCACUGUCGUCCGUCCUAAUGGGAACUUCCCCACGUCGCUUCAAGUGGAAUCAGGGGUCAAGGGUCAGGCUGCUGUCAGCAGUAGUAGCACUGGUGUCAUUGCAUCAAUGUCAGCUGUUCGCCAAACAGAAAGUCCGGACCUCAAACCCCUGAUAGUCCUUAACAGGGACAUUGUAACAUCCAACCUUCAUCUGGCCUCCACUGAUCCAACACAAUCAUUUAUCUCCUCACCUUGUUUUACACAAACCGCCUCCCCUUCUCUUGUGUCCACCGUCAACACAGACCUGAACGCAUCCCGCAACGCUCUGUCCUUCCCAACAGAUGUCAUAUGCUUCCGCCGUAGCAACAACCAAAACCUCGCUUCCAAUUUCCCCUCCACAUGCUCCUCUCUCACAUCCUCUGUUUCCACGUCAGCCAUAUCAGGACUUGACGGCCACAUGGGAAACGAGCAGCACGGCUCCUCUUUCUACCAGGAGAUAUUAAAGCAUAGGGAGGAGCAGAUUGACCUGGAUGGUGUAGCUCGUGGCCGGAUGGAAGCCAGAGAAAGGCGACGUGAGAGGAGGGAGGUGCGGAUGGGAAAGUCCCUGUGCAGGAUCGCUACAGCCCUGGAACUGCUCUCCUCCAAACAGGACACAGUCAUCGCCCUACUACAGAGGCUGGCUGAUAGAAAGUGAAGAAAGAAGGGCUCAUGCUAAAUGUUGAAACUAGUUAGCCAUGAAAGUUCUUUCUGCUCACUCUUUUUUUAUUCCCUAUCUCUCAACAAGAUUUACACGUGACCACAGGGGUUAGCCAUCCAUUAAUCGAUGUGAUAUUGUAUAGUUUAAGUGAUGUUUGCUGAACACAAAUACAAAUACACAUUUUCCCACAUUUGGUUGGGAGAUUUUGUUAUAGUCCAAUGAAACAUGGCUGUUUUUCUUCAGCUAGAACAGGGGCCUUAGACAAGGUGGAGGGCAUUAUGAACAGUACACAAUAGCCGUCAGCGUUAGCGCGAACCCUUCAUGGUUUUGCUAGAAAGCAAAUAUGUCAGGAAAAGACAACUAGAACAUCUUAAUUGUAUUUCUGGUUAGUCAGAGGCACUUUAAAUGAUGACAGGUGUGUAAUGGUGACAGGUGUGUGCUGACAUCGGUUUGAAUGUGUUUGGUUAAUUCUGAAAACAACCACAUCCCCGGUUAUGAGGGUGUGCACACUUGUGCAACUACAUUUCAAUUGUUUAUCUUUAUAAAUAUUUAUAUCUUCUCUCUCG